Molecule: messenger RNA, 1758 nt
Organism: Cornus florida
Lineage: Eukaryota; Viridiplantae; Streptophyta; Magnoliopsida; Cornales; Cornaceae
Product: signal peptide peptidase-like 1
Exons: 5
Coding region: 361-1476 (371 amino acids)
Biological process (GO): membrane protein proteolysis
Cellular component (GO): Golgi-associated vesicle membrane; lumenal side of endoplasmic reticulum membrane; cytoplasmic side of endoplasmic reticulum membrane
Molecular function (GO): aspartic endopeptidase activity, intramembrane cleaving
Source: RefSeq, a predicted model, not a curated record
GUUUUACAGCUCUGUCAGUGCGGAAAAACCACCGAGAAACAAGCCCGUUGGGCGGAGAUAGAGAGAGAAAGAAAGAUACAUAGAGAGAGAAAGAGGAAGGUCCUUUCAGACUCUUCAAGUCCAAGGAAUUGUUGAAGCUAACUAAGAACAAUUUCUGGGAAAUUUAGCUGGGAACUGUUUUAUCUAUUUGAACAAAAAGACCGAGGGGAAAGAGUUCAUGAGUGUAUCUAGUCAGUUAAUCAUUUGAUGAACAGUGGAUCUAUGACAGGGGUGGCUUUGUUGUUAUAAUAUACACGAAUGAGAUACAAAUUUGAGAUUCAAAAGUAAAAGAAAAAAAUAAAAUCUUUCAUUCAGUUAACUAUGGAGCCUCUGUGGAAGCUGGUGUAUUUGUUGGAACCAGCUCCAAUCACUCUCAUUCUAACAGCCAUAGCUGUGACAUUUGGAUCUGCUUUUCGAGCUCUAAACUAUGGGAAAGAAAUGGAGCGAAACCGUGACUUAUCAGAAGCAUCCAUUACUUUAGACAGGUCCCAGGCACUCAUGAUCCCGAUAAUGAGCUCUUGCAGCCUGCUUUUGAUGUUCUACCUAUUCUCAUCUGUCUCACAACUCCUCACUGCUUUUACUGCAGUUGCUUCUGCUUCAUCCCUCUACUUCUGCCUAUCGCCUUACAUCGCUCAUGUCAAGUCACAAUUUGGUUUGGCUGAUCCGUUUAUGUCUCGGUGUUGUUCAAAGUCAUUGACACGAAUCCAAGGGCUUUUAUUGUUGUUGUGCUGCAGCAUAGUUGCAUCCUGGCUUGUUACCGGGCAUUGGUUAUUGAACAAUUUGUUGGGCAUAUCUCUUUGCAUUGCAUUUGUGAGCCAUGUGCGCCUUCCCAACAUCAAAAUAUGUGCAAUGCUGCUAGCUUGUCUGUUUGUCUAUGAUAUAUUUUGGGUCUUCUAUUCUGAGAGAUUUUUUGGGGCAAAUGUUAUGGUCUCAGUAGCAACACAGCAAGCAUCUAAUCCUGUCCACACUGUGGCUAAUAGUUUGAGUCUUCCUGGAUUGCAAUUGAUUACGAAGAAGCUGGAGUUGCCAGUUAAGAUUGUCUUCCCUAGGAAUUUGUUGGGUGGAGUGGUUCCUGGAAGUAAUGCUGCCAACUUCAUGAUGCUUGGUUUGGGUGACAUGGCUAUUCCUGCUAUGCUUCUGGCAUUAGUUCUAUGUUUCGAUCAUAGGAAGAACAGGGAUUUAGUGAGUCCCUUAGAUUUACCUUCUUCCAAGGGCCACAAGUACAUAUGGUAUGCGCUUUCUGGAUAUGCAAUCGGAUUGGUAACUGCUUUAGCAGCUGGCAUUUUGACUCACUCACCUCAGCCAGCGCUUCUGUAUCUGGUGCCAUCUACUCUGGGACCCAUAAUUUUCAUCUCGUGGAUGAGAAAGGAACUACUAGAGCUGUGGGAAGGAUCGACGCCAAAUCUGAACGAUAAAACCCAUUUGACAGAAGUUUGAGCUGUUGAUCCUCAUCAUCCUGGGCCGCUUCAGUUCUUUCAAUGCCCAUUGAAAAAUGUAAAAUCACUUGGGAUAGUUAUAUCUUCCUUGACAAACUUUUAAUGGGGAAAUAGCAAUUUGUUUAAAGUUGACAUGGUUGCAAUUUUUCUGGUGAAAGAAGUUGCCAAACCACUAAUCACAAUGAGGAAUAACAUUGAACUUUAUCCAUUUAAUGUUUAUUAUAAGCAAUACGUUGCAACAAGAAGUGAUUCAGUUGAAACGCGACUAGAAAUUGCCAACCUA